UUUUGUCACAGAGCCAACAAUGUUCUAAGUAUAUUGUAAUGUCAGGUUUAUUAGAAACAUAGGUGAAAUGCAAAGAAUAAAGUGCCGCUUAAAAUCCCUGACUGAAUUAUAAGCAAUGCAUUGCAAAACAUUCUUUAACAAAUAAAAUCAGGCCAGCUCAUGUCUCUAAUAUAUAGGGGGUGGGACUUUAAAUAAGCUUUGCAUUUACAGAACCAGUUUAACCAGUGCUGAAUAAAUAGUUCAGGGUAGAUAGCCAUGAAGAGAUUUGAGGAAUAACAACAUUGAGUCCUUCAGUCUAUUUUCAUCCUUUAAGGCAAGUCAAAAUGAAUGAUCUGAAUGCACAUGCUCAAAGGAAUAUCAGAGCAGCUGGCGGGGAUGAUAAACGUAGCUGGAACUGGCCUUUGCUGAUUUCAGUGUCUGGCUUAGUGUUGUACCAAUGGUUGAUGCAAAGGAGAAUGAGAAAUGAAAUUGAUUGUUUGCGGAGAAACAUUGAGAAAGACAGAAGGGAAGACAAAGCCAUGGUUGUGAUUCACGAGAUCCGCAGGUUGCUGCAUGCUAGACAAGAUAUCAUUUGCAGCAAUACUGUCCCCUAUUUUGCUCAACGGACCAGAGAGGAAGAGUUAACCAGCAUGGCUUCCAGUGACCCUAUAGCACGUCAACUCGAUAUAAAGAUAUUCCAGCAUCCCGCACCCUGCUCAAGAGCCACAAUAAACACAUGUGUUGAAGACUGGCAGAGAAAACUUAAGGGUUUACUUGAAAGUGAGCAAAAAUAUAAAAGGACAAUCUUAUAGGGAUUAUUUCAGGAAAAUAUGUUUGACCCAGUGUGGAACUAGAAUUAGUAUCUUCAACACUAAAUCAAUUUUACUACUGUCUACAUUUUAAUAUCAGGUUUAUGAUUUACUCCCAUGUCUGAAUGUAAAGUAUAAUAUUCAAACAAAUUUCUGUUAAGAUGUAAUAUUUUAUGGAGUUAAACUACUCCUGAAUUGAACCAAUGACAAUGUUUAAACUGUGAAAGUGCUGCAAAUUUGUCAUGUAAAUCCACUAAAAGAAAGUUGAGGUUGAACCCAAAUGCAGUUUUUUUUUUCAAGAAGCAACGAGGGAACAACAGGAAACAACACAGGCAAAUUAAAAGUCCAACUAACAAAACAAGAGCAUACAGACAUGAUGUAAGUCUGUCCUAACAACAUAUUUAAUUAUAAUAAGAUGGUGUCAUCUGUGUUUUGCAGUUUGCAAACAUAAUAAUUUAAAAUAUGAAGUAGAUAAAUAAAUAGCCUAAUAAUAAAGUGAUAAAUAAAUGUCUGUCUGUUCAGAAUUGCCUAUGUAAUUUUCACUUCUUUAGUAUUCCCUUGUAGGAAACAUGCAGUGCACAUGAUAUUAUACACUUAAAAUAAUUAAUUUCCUUGCAGUCCAAUGUGUGCUGUCAAAGGGGCGCAAGACUUUGAUCUAACCGUACAGUGAUAUGAUUGGAUGACUGGAUUAAAUGGGCGGGGUUUAUACACUCGAUGCGCGUCGUCUAAGCUCCUCUCAUUUGUCAACCUACUUUGCUAGAUAGAUGUCAUGAUUUCAAUAUUCCGCCGAUAUAGAUUCAACAAUUCUCUCUGUAUGCUCAUCUUUAAUUCACGACAUUUUAAGAAUGAUACCACCACCAACACUGAAGAUUUUGUUGCCCCAGAACCUGAUGUCAUCAUUGUAGGGGCCGGUGUUUUGGGCUCUUCAUUGUCGGCGGUUCUUGGGCGAGAUGGACGCAAGAUUACAGUGAUUGAGAGGAAUCUUAGAGAGCCGGACAGAAUAAUUGGUGAAUUGCUACAGCCUGGUGGAUAUCGUGCUCUCAAAGAAUUAGGCUUGGAAAAAUCAGUAGAGGAGAUAGAUGCACACAUUGUGAAUGGUUAUAUCAUCCAUGAUGUUGAAAGUAGGAUGGUCGUGGAGAUUCCUUACUCACAAGAUCAGACUCAAUGUGGCCGAGCUUUCCACCACGGUCGCUUUAUCACGGGAUUGCGUAGAGCUGCACUGGCGGAGCCAAAUGUGAGGUUCAUUGAAGGCUCAGUAACAUACCUUGAAGAAGAAAAUGGCUGUGUCACAGGCAUCCAGUACAAGGACAAACAUUCUGGAAGAAUAAAGGUUAAGGUUACGUGCCCUCUGACAGUGGUGGCAGAUGGAUGUUUUUCAGAAUUCAGAAAGCGUUUGAGCUCGGAAAGGGUUCAGAUCUGUUCCAACUUUGUAGGCUGCAUAAUGAAGAACUGUCCUCAGUAUAAGCCCAACUAUGCUGAACUAGUUCUGAGCUGCCAUGGACCGAUUCUGAUCUACCAGAUCUCCUCCACUGACACACGUGUUCUGGUGGACAUAAGGGGACGUCUCCCCAAAAACCUGAGCCAAUACAUGAUUGAGAAGAUCCAUCCGCAACUGCCAGAUCACUUAAAGGGGCUUUUUUUGUUGGCCGUACAAAACAACCGUCUGAAAUCCAUGCCUGCAAGUUUCCUGCCAUCAUCACCUGUCAAUAAACCAGGAGUCUUGCUUCUUGGAGAUGCUUAUAACAUGAGGCAUCCUUUAACUGGAGGAGGGAUGAGCGUAGCACUCAAUGAUGUCAUGAUUUGGAGAAGUCUGCUUCAGAAUGUUCCGGAUCUCAGUGACAACACGGCCUUGUUGCAGGCUAAAAAGAAAUUCCACUGGGAGCGGAAGGUGUCUCAUUCAUUUGUGGUGGAUGUUCUAGCACAGGCACUGCAUGAGUUGUUUGCUUCAAAAGACAAUUCAAUAUUAUAUCUCAGAAGAGCCUGCUUGUGUUAUUUUCAGUUGGGAGGGGAGUGUGUGUCAGGGCCAGUUGGACUGCUGUCUGUGCUGAACCCCCGCCCUGUGACACUGAUCGGUCACUUCUUUGGUGUUGUAUUGUAUGCAGUCUACUUAAACAUCAAGGCAGAGGUAAGACAGGACAGAGCAGGAGUGCUGCUGAGGAGCAUGGGAAUUAUUUAUCGUGCAUGUGCGAUCAUAUUCCCUUAUAUCUUUUCUGAAUUUAAAUACCUCUUGUAUAGAUUUUUUAGGCCUUUGGAAUGAGUGUUAACUGUCUGAUAUCAUGAGACAAAAUAAUAGUUAUUAUAAAGUCUUUAAAUCCCAGUUCAACCCUUCACUAAAAUUUAUGUUCACUGUAAAGCUGCUUUGACACAAUCUGCAUUGUAAAAAGCGCUUUAUAUAAAUAAAGGUGACUUGACUUGACAUGUAUAUACAUUUCAGUAUUUAUAUUGAAUAUAUUUUAUAUAUAAUUAUAUGCAUUUAUAUGCUUUUUACAGAAUCCACAUGUACUUAAAACUGUUAAAUAAAGUUUAUUAUCAGGUUGAUUUGCAAAAAACAGCAGAUUAUGGCUUUAAUGACUUGGGGAACAUAAAUACAGAUCAUUCUGCCCUACAAAAUUGCAGUUACUACACAUUUUCUCAAAAUCAGGGCUUUUAGACUAUAAUCUGUCUGCUGACAAAUGGGUUUGGCUCAACUAUGCUCACAUUCAGAGAAAACAGAGUGUGAAAAUGGAUAUCCAAUCAAUUAAAAAAACUUUGAAACCAUUUCAGUUCCAGCGGUGGCAUAUUUACUGUUGGGCCUUUGUCAUACAUUGUUUAUCCAGUUAACAAAGUUCUCCAAGAUUAAAGGUGCAAUCACAUAGCUGAAAUUUCAACAAAAUUUCUCAGGAAAAAGGGUUCAUUGUCCAUUAUCUAUAGUACAGUGAUGCAUGAAGCACAGCUCACACACUUACUUUCAAAACAAGCAGCUUUCUGUUAGUGGUAAAUUUAUGUGACCAACUUGAAAAUGAGCAAAAUCUGCAUAGGAAACUCUUUCACCCUUAAACUAAACUCACAAUAGCAUGGAUUCCUAUUGAAAUGACUGUAUUUUGCCUGAAAAUUUUUACAAAGCAACAAUGAAUGUGAUCAAAACAAUAAAUGCGAAAUCAUCAGUGUUGG
Messenger RNA from Megalobrama amblycephala (Wuchang bream), 3938 nucleotides. It is a transcript of the gene sqleb, whose product is annotated as squalene epoxidase b. The record is from RefSeq and is a predicted model, not a curated record. Gene Ontology annotation, cellular component: membrane; endoplasmic reticulum. Gene Ontology annotation, molecular function: squalene monooxygenase activity; flavin adenine dinucleotide binding. Lineage: Eukaryota; Metazoa; Chordata; Actinopteri; Cypriniformes; Xenocyprididae. Gene Ontology annotation, biological process: sterol biosynthetic process; cholesterol metabolic process.